Molecule: messenger RNA, 2088 nt
Organism: Kockovaella imperatae
Lineage: Eukaryota; Fungi; Basidiomycota; Tremellomycetes; Tremellales; Cuniculitremaceae
Product: armadillo-type protein
Exons: 9
Coding region: 41-2014 (657 amino acids)
Biological process (GO): regulation of translation
Cellular component (GO): nucleolus
Molecular function (GO): mRNA binding
Source: RefSeq, a predicted model, not a curated record
GACUACUAACUACUACUCUAGCAUAUUGUCCCGGGUCAUCAUGGUCCAGCUCAAGUCGAAGAAGCGUCCAGCAGAUGGCGGGGAUGACCACUUCAAGAAGGGCAAGAGGCCUCAACGAGAAGCAGUCGCUGCCGAACCAGAUAAGAGACGAAAGCAGCCCAUCACCAAGCCUCAACCAGUUUCAGGAGGUUCGGAUGAUGGAGAUGAGAUGGACAUGAACGGACAAGAUGAGGAGAAUGGAGGAUACCAAGAGGAGGAACAACAACAGCCGGCAAAGCGACCUCGAAUGACCAAAGCUGAACGUGCAGCUUUGCACGCUGCUCAACCGCAUCGGACUGCUCUUUUGCCAUCUGCACCUCUCUUACAGAACACUCUCUUACCGCUAUGGGAGACCGCUCGUCGAGCGGAUCUAGGUAAAGAGGAGCGACUGAAAGCUGUAAGAGAGCUAUGGGAUGCUGUCAAGGGGCGAGUUGGAGAGGUCAGUAGGGGUCACAAGGGAGGACGUGUUUUGCAAACGAUCGUCAAAUACGGAGGUAAAGAGGAGAGACUUGGAGUGGCAAUGGAGCUCGAGCCGCAGUGGCGUGCAAUGAUGGAGUCAAAGUACUCCAAGUUUCUCAUGUCCAAAUUGAUUCACUAUGUCCCUCAACUAAGACCGCUUCUCAUUCCUGCCAUCACUCCUCAUCUUCGCUCGCUCUUAUUCCAUGCAGAAGCAGUUGGACCUCUAUCCGACUUCUUCGACCUAUAUGCUUCGGCCAAGGAGAGACGAUUGCUCGUCAGAGGAUUUUACCCCAAAGAAGUCAAAAUAUUCGCCGAGGGUAAAGGUGAGGAGGGUCUUCAAGAGGUCCUAGAGGGUAUGGGAGAUGGUGCAGGGCGAUCGAGAGUUUUGAGUCAGGUCGAGAAAACUGUUGUUGAUGUAUUCAACGCCACUCAGAAGACUGCUUUAGCUCAAGGCAUAUUCCACCGACUCGUCAAUGAAUACCUUGCGUGUGUCAAUCGAUUCUUAACGGCAGAAGAGGCAGACACAAAGAUGCACGAACUAUUGACUGCUGCGCUCGAGAGCUUGCCAGAUAUUGUUCACACGAAAGAUGGGUCGGCAGUCGUCAGAGAGCUCAUCGUCAGAGGAUCUGCAAAGGACCGAAAGCAGAUCUUGCAACAGCUGAGAAAGCACAUUGAGGCGAUGUGCAAGGAUUCGGACGCGCAAAUGGUCUUGUUCACCGCAUUUGACUGUGUCGAUGACACUAAACUCAUGGGCAAAGCUUUCGUGGCGGAUAUCGUCGCGCUCGCCCCAUCACUUGUCGGCGACAUCAACGGUCGUCGAGCUCUGCUUUACCUCCUCACUCCUACCUCUCGAAAGCACUAUAUCCCUUCUGCCCUCACAUCUCUCGCUGCUUCUGCACAACAGGCCAGAGAUAUCGGAACGAGCAAGAAAGAUCCGGCGACACGCCGUAAGGAGCUUGUAGGAUAUGCCAGUCCAGGACUUCUAGAGGCUGUCACCGAGCAUGGAGCUGAGUGGGUCAGAGAUCCUGGCGCGGGUCUCGCAGUGCAAGAGAUUAUGCUGUAUUCUGAAGGCGACAAAUCUAGCGCGGUCAACGCCUUGAUAGAACCGCUCAAAACACCUUAUCCCCAUCCUGCCCCAACUGAUGAAGAGACAAACGCAGAGUCAUCUCAUACUCUUGACCUACCACACGCUUCACGGACGUACAAGACAUUAGUAUCAGGCGGACACUACAACUCAAAGACUCAAUCCGUUGAUGCGGUCGACGCCGAGCUUUCCCGGCAGAUGGCAGAUGGCGUCUGGGAAGCUAUCGCGUCGGAGAUCGCUGGAGGAGAAGACAAUGUGAAGAACGUCGCCAAGGGCAACGCUGCCCUGCUGCUCGUCGAGGUCAUCUCGGUUCUUCACAAGAACGGCAAGGGUGGGCAGGUCCGAAGUACACUCAAAGGGUCGGUGAAAGACAUCCGCAAAGGUGGCCGAAAGGGUUCAGAAUUGCUAGCAUCUUCGUUAGAGUCGUUGUAGUCUGCUGUGCAUCUCGCAUUUUCUUUCACAGUAUUGCCCGUUGUGACUUGACUGGUGCGGAUACAUAUCGUUGC